UUUUAAUGCAUUAUAUUUAAAAGCUUCAAGUAAAGUGUUACCUUAAAUCCCAAGCACUUUAGUUUGUUUGUGUGUCCGCUCUAGUUUUUUAGAUUAGUGAGAUUGAGCGCAACACUUUUGUAGUUGAGUGACCCUAGCCGUCUUCUUUUUUCUUUUCUCCCUCCUCCUUUUACAAAAGCGACAGCAUAAACUGAAACCCUAGUGCAUUUGUUUUGUUGGGACAAAGAGGGGGAGGCUCCAGCCGCUCGAGAGAGGAGGAGGGGGUAUUAAAGGUUUGUUCCCUACAGGGCACAUGUGGACGGGGGUGUUGUUGUGCCUGUGUGCAGAUCAGAUGUGUGUUUUCUCAGCGCUAAAGGAAAUUGCAUCAGUAUGCAUUAUCCAGCAGGAGGAGGGACGUCUCUCUCUCAAUCCUCCCACUAGAGACGACACAGUCAUGGGUGCAGAGGAGCAUGGACUUACACUGGAUUAAUCAACUCACCUUUUUAUUUAUUUGCAUAUUUAUGGUUUUUCUACUAUCUUGAGCCCUGAAUGCGGACGCGGAGCACUAUGCACUCCAGAGUGAAGUCGCGGAGCUGUGAUAAUUACCUGAGUAUGCAGGACUCGGAGUCGUUGGACCGCUGUAUUCAGAGCGUGUUAUCAGCUCUGUAUCCUCCGUUCAGUGCCUCGGCGGCCACCGUCCUGUGGCAGCUCUUCAGCGUCGUGGAGAGACAGGCAGAGCUCUUCCAGUCGUGCGCUGCCGUUGUUACUCUGAGACGAGGGCUCUCAGCGGCCUCAUUCAACUCAGGCAUGAUCUUUGAGGGAGUCAUACUGCGAUUUAAAGACCCCUUUCUCUACAACAAGAGAUAUCCCCUCUGUUUUCACAAGAAAAUGUUUCUCCAAAACCCACCACCCCUGCAUAAAGUACGUCUACGGCAGGGAGAUUUCUACCUGCAGGUGGUUCCCUUAGGACACAAAGCUGCCAAACUGGUCAUAAAAUGCCUGUCAGGGAGCGGGCAGGCCAUUACGGAGAUCCCUGUGGCCGAGAGCAUGUACGGCAGCGUGUUCACGCCUGACUUCUUGCAGAAUGUAAUGCGUGAACGCAAGCUGCACCCUCUCCAGAAUUGCCUCCUCAGUACCGGUGCCGUGGUUUACCGAACGCCCUGGAAGAACGUGGUCAAUCCUUUGUUUGUGACCUGCACUGCAGAUGCAAUCAUGCAAGCACGGAGCGGCAGUGGGACCCUGCGGGGUCAACUAAGUACCUGCAGCACCCACGGAUCCACGGGAACGCUCAGUUCACGAGACUCCCUGGGAGCUGAGUCCACCGUAUCGGAGCCAGUCCUCAGCCGCAGCCUCACAGAUAUGGGCAUCAGCUCCCUGCACUCGGAGUAUUCGCCUUUGCACACGAGUCCUAACUCCCUUCCCCAGACGCCCACCUUGGGCAGCCCAGAUCAGGGAUGCAUUCGAGGAGGAAUUGGACACAAAAUUCUAUCGUUUAGCACAGACCUUAGCAAUCCCGGCCUUCGCAAGCGGCAUCCCAGAGACUCUGCUGCCUUCGAAUCUCGCCGACUUUUCCGCAAGUCCUACAUGGAGGCUUUGCAGAACCCUAUGAACCUUGGCUCCAGCUCUGAAUCAAUUCUGGAGGAAGAUCACAGAACUCAGAGCAAGAAUCCAAUAAUGCCUCCUGUCCCAAUAUCCACACAUGAAAAUCAGAGAUCCACUCCAAGUGCUGGGCAGGAAGCACAGCAGCCCCAGUCUGGAUCCGCGAUGAAGUCUCUGCACCGCUUACCUGCUCAACUCCCAGCCUUGUUCAGCUCCCAUCCAGAUGGUGUCUCUGAUGACGGUCUGCACUUGAGCUCCAGGAGGAACAGUAACAGCAGAGAUGAGUUUGUUCCUCACAAGCCCUGCAGCAGAUCGGCGGUGUCUGCGGCGCCACCUGCUGUCUGUCCUCUAUCCAUCACACAGCUUAACCACGAGCUCCUGACCUCCGGUGCUCUGACCCUUCCUGGUAACCAGGACCGCGGCGGCAGAGCUGUGCUGCAGGUGUGCAGCAGGAACCAGGUGUGGACAGACGCAGCUUUUACCACAAACCAGAUCAGCGAGCUGCUGUGCUACUACUGCGGCAGACUGAGGAGGGAGAAGCUCUGUCUGGGUUUGACGGUUCUCAUCGACGCUCGCAGGCAGCCGGUUGUGUCUGCGCUCUUCACAGCUCUGUCUGAGCUUCAGACUCUCGUACCCAAUGCACUUUACUCAGUUUUGAUCCUGGUGGACAGAGACGCAGCAGUGAAAGUGGACAGAUCACAUCUCAUUUCCUCAGAUGGUGACAGUGGUGAAGUGAGUGACGUCUCUGAAACUCUGCGCAGAAGCAAAUCGACUGAGUCGCAGCUCACCACGAGACACAGACACUACAUUCACUUCAGACAGGAGGUGUCAGAGGUCAUCAGCCAGCAGAAGAGUCUGAUGAAGAGCGUUCUGGACGACACCAAACUCAACCGCCUGCCGGAAAGAGGAGAUCUGCUGUGUCGAUGUAGGGACGCUGUGGAUCUGGUCGGUGCGCUGUAUGACCAGCUGGAUGAAGAGGUUCAUAAACUGGUCAUUCUGUCUAAUAAAUCCCUGCAGCAGCUGGAGAAGCUCCUGGAGCUGCGUGUCUCACAGGAGAGACACCAGGAGGUUAAGAGGUGGUUUUAUGUGGAGAGCGAGAAGCAUUUGGCUCCUCUGGACUCCUACAGUCUCUCUCUGAGCUCCAUCCAGGACAUGAGACAGAGUCUGGCGCAGUUCAUGGACGAGUCCUCUGAACAGCAGAAGAAAGCCGCAGCGUUACUGCGGGAGUCUGAAGCAGGAAGCAUCCACAGCUUUCCUGAACCGUGCUGCAGGUCCUGCAGGACUAUCACACAGACGCCACAAAGAAUCCUAACUAGAGAACCUCAAGCAUCACCCAUCCAGAAGUUUCUGAAACCAAACACAAAACGUGAGCAGCAGCGCUGGAGCAGUGUCUGGCAGCAGUGCCAACAAACCAGACAACAGCUGCAGGAGACGCUGGACAGAGCCGAGGCCGUAUCGAAGCCUGCGGAGACUCAGAACGGACUGCACUCCUCUGAGGUUCCCGCUCUGAACUCUUCUUCACCUCCGUGUUUUGAGGAUGAAGAUGAGAAGCGGCACUCAGCAGGUCCGUUUUCCAGAAGCCAGUUCCCGUUUGAGGACACCGACAGCGACUGCACCGUCGACUCGUCCGCCUCGUGUCACUCGGAGCCGCUGCAUUCACCGGCGACGCGCCUCCGCAAGCAGCCGCUCAAGAAGAUCAUGAAGAAGACGCUGAGCUACGAGCUGCCGGCGCGGGACAGAGCUCCUCACAGCUACAGCGGCGUCUGCAUCCGAGGACUGGAGGUCUCCAAUAUCACCAAGAACCCGGCGCUGGGCCGCAGCCGAAGCAUGUCGUCCCCAGACACCAAGAGACACAGCGGUAAAAUCCAGCACAUCAUGGACGAGAUGAUCUCCACCGAGAGAGAGUACGUCAGAUCCCUCGGAUACAUCAUCCAGCACUACUUCCCUGAGAUGGAGCGACUGGACCUUCCUCAGGACCUCCGAGGGAAGCGCAGCUGCAUUUUUGGGAAUCUGGAGAAACUGUGCGACUUUCACAGCCAGUAUUUUUUGACGGAUCUGGAGAGCUGCGCUCAUUCACCGCUGUCCAUCAGCAGCUGCUUCCUCAAACACGAGGAACAGUUCGGGAUUGUACGCCCUGUACAGCAAAAACAAAAGCCACGCUCAGACGCUCUGCCUAACGAGCCACGGAACUACCGUUUUUUCAAGAACAAGCAGGUGGAGCUGGGAGAUAAGAUGGACCUGGCGUCGUACCUGCUGAAGCCCAUCCAGAGGAUGAGUAAAUACGCUCUGCUCCUGAAGGAUCUGAUCCAGGAGUGCGGUCAGUCUCAGGAGCAGGAGCUGGCUGACCUCAGAACAGCGCAGGAGAUGGUCAGGUUCCAGCUGCGCCACGGGAACGACCUGCUGGCCAUGGAUGCCAUCCGCGGCUGUGAUGUCAAUCUGAAGGAGCAGGGUCAGCUUCGCUGUCAGGACGAGUUCAUCGUUUGGUGCGGACGCAAAAAAUACCUGCGCCACGUUUUCCUGUUCGAGGGAUCUCAUCUCUUCAGCAAGACCAAGAAGAGAUUGAAGGAGGAUAAGGACAUCUACAUCUACAAACAGUCCUUCAAGAGUGUUUGGUCUGGUCUCAGACGCGGCUGAGAAGUCGGGGAUGACGGAGAGCCGUGGGAGACAGCGGCCCUGCGCUUCGAGAUCUGGUUUCGCCGGAGGAAGUACAGGACAACCUUCAUCCUGCAGGCCGCUUCUGGAGAGGUGAAGAACAUCUGGACCGCCGUCAUCGGCAAGAUCCUGUGGAGACAAGCUUUAAACCGAGAGUCGCGGACGCAGGCGUCAAUAGCGGUGUCCCCGUUUGAUCACUCCACGCCGUUUAAGAGACCGCACUCCACCAUCUCCAACAGCAGCUCGUCCUCGUCCAGCAGCCAGUCCUCGUCUUCUCUGCUGAGCUCUCUGAACCUGCACCUGAGCCACUGGCCCUACGACUGCAUCGAGGAGGACGAGCUCGAGCACGACUCCACGCUGCACAUCACAGAAAUAUCAUUAGUGGAGUUCAUCUUCAGUCUAAAGUCAUUAAGAUCUGAUAAUAGAGCCUGUGGUGGGCAGAAGGUGUACAUGAACAGCAGCUGUUAA
This is a messenger RNA of Cyprinus carpio (common carp), 4698 nucleotides long. RefSeq names its product pleckstrin homology domain-containing family G member 4B-like. Lineage: Eukaryota; Metazoa; Chordata; Actinopteri; Cypriniformes; Cyprinidae. The record is from RefSeq and is a predicted model, not a curated record. Gene Ontology annotation, molecular function: guanyl-nucleotide exchange factor activity.